Solanum dulcamara is the source of this 681-nucleotide messenger RNA. RefSeq names its product ras-related protein RABA4d-like. NCBI's taxonomy places the organism in Eukaryota, Viridiplantae, Streptophyta, Magnoliopsida, Solanales, Solanaceae. Gene Ontology annotation, cellular component: endosome. The transcript has 2 exons. Gene Ontology annotation, molecular function: GTPase activity; GTP binding. The record is from RefSeq and is a predicted model, not a curated record. The coding region runs from base 1 to 681 and encodes 226 amino acids.
AUGUCGUCGAAUUUGUAUGUAGAUCAUUAUAAUCAAAAGAUUGAUUAUGUUUUUAAGAUUGUUUUAAUUGGAGAUUCUGCGGUUGGUAAGUCUCAAUUAUUGGCUAGAUUUGCAAGAAAUGAAUUUAGUUUAGAUUCAAAGGCUACAAUUGGGGUUGAGUUUCAAACAAAAACUUUGCUUGUUGAUAACAAAACCGUUAAGGCACAAAUUUGGGACACUGCGGGACAAGAAAGGUAUAGAGCAGUAACAAGUGCAUAUUAUCGAGGUGCAGUUGGCGCGAUGCUAGUCUAUGACUUAACAAAACGCCAAUCAUUUGAUCACAUGGCUAGAUGGCUGGAAGAACUAAGAGGUCACGCGGACAAGAACAUAGUUAUAAUGCUCAUCGCGAACAAAUGUGAUCUAGGAAGUCUUCGAGCUGUACCAGUUGAAGAUGCUCAAGAAUUCGCAGAGAGGGAGAAUCUUUUCUUUAUGGAAACAUCAGCUCUUCAAUCUACAAACGUCGAGGGUGCAUUCAUGACAGUUUUAACAGAAAUUUAUAAAAUCAUUAGCAAGAAUACGCUUACUGCAACUCCGGGAGCUGAUUAUGGGAAGUCACAACCUUUAAAGGGAACCAGGAUCAUUGUUCCUGGCCAGGAUUCGGAUUCUGGUGGGAAUAGUGGUGGCUGCUGCAUGUCGUCCUGA